Messenger RNA from Budorcas taxicolor (takin), 2082 nucleotides. It is a transcript of the gene GATA6, whose product is annotated as GATA binding protein 6. Lineage: Eukaryota; Metazoa; Chordata; Mammalia; Artiodactyla; Bovidae. The transcript has 7 exons. Bases 111 to 1889 code for a protein of 592 amino acids. Gene Ontology annotation, molecular function: zinc ion binding; RNA polymerase II cis-regulatory region sequence-specific DNA binding; DNA-binding transcription factor activity, RNA polymerase II-specific. Gene Ontology annotation, cellular component: nucleus. Gene Ontology annotation, biological process: epithelial cell differentiation; negative regulation of transcription by RNA polymerase II; positive regulation of transcription by RNA polymerase II. The record is from RefSeq and is a predicted model, not a curated record.
CUCGGCCUCUCCGCGCUCGGGAGCACCCUCCGCCACGGCUGUUCUCCAUGCGCAGCUCCCACCCGAGUCUCAGGAGCUGAAAGUCAGCUUGCAGCGGCGCCGGACCGUGGAUGGCCUUGACUGACGGCGGCUGGUGCCUGCCGAAGCGCCUUGGGGCCGCGCCUCCUGCGGACGCCAGCGACUCCGGAGCCUUUCCAGCGCGGGAGCCCUCCACGCCGCCUUCCCCCAUCUCCUCCUCUUCCUCCUGCUGCUCUCGGGGUGGGGAGCGCGGCCCCGGCGGCGCCAGCAACUGCAGGACGCCGCAGCUCGACACGGAGGCGGCGGCGGGACCCACGGCCCGCUCGCUGCUGCUCAGUCCCUACGCCUCGCAUCCCUUCGGGGCUCCCCACGGACCUUCGGCGCCGGGGAUCUCGGGUCCCGCGGGCGCCCUGUCGAGCUGGGAGGACCUACUGCUCUUCGCUGACCUCGACCAAGCCGCGACCGCCAGCAAGCUGUUGUGGUCCAGCCGCGGCGCCAAGCUGAGCCCUUUCGCGCCCGAGCAGCCGGAGGAGAUGUACCAGACCCUCGCCGCCCUCUCCAGCCAGGGGCCUGCAGCUUACGACGGCUCGCCCGGCGGCUUCGUGCACUCGGCGGCCGCCGCCGCUGCAGCCGCGGCCGCCGCGAGCUCCCCGGUCUACGUCCCCACCACGCGCGUGAGCUCCAUGCUGCCCGGCCUGCCGUACCUACAAGGGGCGGGCGGUGGGCCCGCCAAUCAUGCGGGGGGCGCAGGUGCGCACCCUGGCUGGCCCCAGGCCUCGGCCGAUAGCCCCCCGUAUGGCAGCGGAGGCGGCGCGGCGGCCGGCGGGGCGGCGGGGCCCGGCAGCGCCGGCUCAGCCGCGGCGCACGUCUCGGCGCGCUUUCCCUACUCGCCCAGUCCGCCCAUAGCCAACGGCGCGGCUCGGGACCCCGGGGGCUACGCGGCGGCCGGCGGUGGGGCCGCGGGCGGCGUGAGCGGGGGCGGCAGCGGCCUAGCGGCCAUGGGCGGCCGCGAGCACCAGUAUGGCUCGCUGUCGGCCGCGCGGCCGCUGAACGGGACGUACCACCACCAUCACCACCACCACCCGAGCGCCUACUCGCCCUACGUAGGGGCCCCGCUGACGCCCGCCUGGCCCGCCGGACCCUUCGAGACCCCGGUGCUGCACAGCCUGCAGAGCCGCGCCGGAGCCCCGCUCCCGGUGCCGCGCGGCCCCGGCACAGACCUGCUGGAGGACCUGCCCGAGAGCCGCGAGUGCGUGAACUGCGGCUCCAUCCAGACGCCGCUCUGGCGGCGCGACGGCACCGGCCACUACCUGUGCAACGCCUGCGGUCUCUACAGCAAGAUGAACGGCCUCAGCAGGCCCCUCAUCAAGCCGCAGAAGCGCGUGCCUUCCUCCCGGCGGCUUGGAUUGUCCUGUGCCAACUGUCACACCACGACCACGACUCUGUGGCGCAGAAAUGCCGAGGGCGAGCCUGUGUGCAAUGCUUGUGGACUCUACAUGAAGCUCCAUGGGGUGCCUCGACCGCUUGCUAUGAAAAAAGAGGGAAUUCAAACCAGGAAACGAAAACCUAAGAACAUGAAUAAGUCAAAAGCUUGCUCUGGUAAUAGCAAUAAUUCUGUUCCCAUGACUCCAACUUCCACCUCUUCUAACACAGAUGACUGCAGCAAAAAUGCUUCCCCCACCACACAACCGGCAGCCUCAGGGGCAGGCGGCUCGGUGAUGUCCGGUGCCGGGGACAGCACCAACCCCGAGAACAGCGAGCUGAAGUACUCAGGUCAAGACGGGCUGUACAUCGGCGUCAGCCUGGCCUCGCCGGCCGAAGUCACGUCGUCGGUGAGGCAGGAUUCCUGGUGCGCCCUGGCCCUGGCCUGAGUGGCCGUGGGGACCAGAGGAGGACGCUGCCGGCCCACGGGAUCGCCUUCACGGAUCCUCUUGGCAAGCAGUCCGGACUGGGCCGAAGAUGCUGACCAGACAUCUUCCUCUGAUACAUGAUUUCUGUGCCUUUAUUUGAAAGAGAUGAAUCUCCUGAGAGGCUUGCUCUGCCUUGCCCCUGGGGCCCUGUCUU